Messenger RNA from Cucumis sativus (cucumber), 1699 nucleotides. RefSeq names its product SURP and G-patch domain-containing protein 1-like protein. Gene Ontology annotation, cellular component: nucleoplasm. Gene Ontology annotation, molecular function: RNA binding. Gene Ontology annotation, biological process: RNA processing. The record is from RefSeq and is marked provisional. Lineage: Eukaryota; Viridiplantae; Streptophyta; Magnoliopsida; Cucurbitales; Cucurbitaceae.
AUUCCCCAACCUUCGCCUCACUUCAUCAUUUUUUCCAAUUCCAUUCUUCCUCCAAUUCAUCUUCCAAUCCUCAAUCGGGGUCACCGGAGCCUUAUCUCCGUCUAGUUUUACAAUCGAACCGGAAGAUUUCCAUUCUCAGAUUCAAUAUUGUUCCGCAGUGCUUUUGGUCUGAGACUGAGUACUCAUUGCCUCUCGAUGGACAAAGGAAUGCCCCCUACCCUUUUUGUCAACGACGGAUCAUUUAUGGAAAGGUUUAAACAACUCCAACAGAAAAAUGGUGAGAAGGAUAAGGAUAAAGAUAAAGGUGCUACCUCUGAGGAGCCAAAACCAAUCAAGAUUAUAGCAGGGACUUCAAUUCCACAUAAUACUAGUGGUAAAACUAGUAUGCAGUUUAAGGGUGGUGAGAUUCGUAAGACUGCCCCAACUGGAAAACUUGCUUUCAGCUUGAAGCAGAAGUCUAAGCUUGUGGCACCUUCUGUGAAGUUAGGAGCAGAUGAGGAUGAAGAUGAACCUGAUGCGGUAGAUGCAUCUGAUCAUCUACCAGAGAAGCGUCAAAAGUUAGGUCCACAAGAUGGUACUGAGCAGCCAGUACUUCAAUCUGGUGAUGCACCACCUUCACCAAGUGAUCCUACAGUGAAGAAAGUUGCCGACAAGCUAGCAAGUUUUGUGGCUAAACAUGGAAGGCAAUUUGAGCAUGUUACUCGCCAAAAGAAUCCUGGAGAUACACCAUUUAAAUUUCUGUUUGAUGAGAGUUCUGCAGAUUACAAAUACUAUGAAUAUCAGCUAGCUCAAGAAGAAAAAGCUUUCUCAGAAACCGUCGAACCUAAAUCCUCUAAUGAUGGUGGGAGCACGCAAACUUCUAAGCCAAGGACUGGUUCCCAGAAAUCUCUCCAGCAGUCUUCCUCAUCAAAUUAUCAAACCCCUGCCUCUGCUUUAUAUGAACCAUCAGAAGAUUCAAGGACUUCAGUGGGUUCAUCUAAUACUACUGCGUGGCCUGAAAGAGCAGGUGAAACUAGACCACCACCAUCUAGUGGAGAUCCGAUUGCAAUGAUGGAAUUCUACAUGAAGAAAGCUGCUCGUGAAGAGCGGAUGAGGCAACCUAAACAGUCAAAAGAUGAAAUGCCUCCUCCUGCGUCUCUUCAAGCUUCAGCUUUAGGGAAAAGAGGGCAUCACAUGGGUGACUUCAUUCCCCACGAGGAGCUUGAAAAGUUCUUAGCUACAUGCAAUGAUGCGUCUGCCCGGAAAUAUUCUAAAGAAGCUGCUGAUAAGGCUAAAAUUCAGGCUGAUAAUGUGGGGCACAGACUCCUAUCUAAAAUGGGAUGGAAAGAAGGUGAGGGUCUGGGAAGCUCCAAGAGUGGAAUUGCAGAUCCCAUAAUGGCGGGUGAUGUAAAAACAAAUAACUUGGGUGUUGGAGCCCAUCAACCUGGUGAGGUGACUCCUGAAGACGAUAUAUACGAGCAGUACAAAAAACGAAUGAUGCUUGGUUAUCGUUACAGACCGAACCCACUGAAUAACCCUCGGAAAGCAUACUAUUGAUUGAUGACGGUUCUGCAAAGGCACUUUGAUCAUUCUGGCUCUGUUUGAAAAUUAUGAGAAAAGCCAAACUACGUGGUGGGAGUGGAAAUUAUCUCGAUCUAUUGUGGCAUAAUUGAUGUCAUAACUCAAUAAAUAAUCAAUAGAUGUAGUUCUUUUUAUCCUG